Neohortaea acidophila is the source of this 809-nucleotide messenger RNA. RefSeq lists its product as uncharacterized. Bases 150 to 734 code for a protein of 194 amino acids. The record is from RefSeq and is a predicted model, not a curated record. Lineage: Eukaryota; Fungi; Ascomycota; Dothideomycetes; Mycosphaerellales; Teratosphaeriaceae. The transcript has 2 exons.
GGUACAAGACACUCGUGCCUGAGACACUGCAUGUUUGUAUCUGAUACAUCCCCGCACGUCUCUCUACCAAUUCCACUACUCUUCCAUCAACGGCCUUACUUUCCUCACUCAACUUCAACUCUCCCCAAUCCCAAUCACAUCAAACCAACAUGUCCGACCCCUUCAAGGCGAAGAACGAGGCCGAGCCCUCCAUCCAGGAGAAGCACGCCGACCUGGCCAAGUUUGUGGAGAAAUGCAAGUUCUGCAUGAUGACCACCAAAUCCCCCGAGGGCGACUCGCUGGUCAGCCGAUGCAUGGCUCUCGCGGCCAAAGAAAACAACGACGUCGACUUCAUCUUCCACGCCAACAACUCCUCGGGCAAGACGGACGACAUCAAAGCCCACUCCGACGUCAACCUCGGCUUCCUCAACUCCUCCGGCGAGUGGGCGUCCAUCUCGGGCAAGGCGGAAGUGGUGACGGACAAGGCCGAGAUCAAGAAGCACUAUUCGCCCGCGCUGAAGAUCUGGCUUGGAGAUCUGCGCGACGGCACGCACGACGGCGGGCCCGACGACCCGCGUAUUGCGCUGUUGAAGGUCAAGAGCGAGACGGUCACCUACUCGAUUAGUGCCAAGGGGCUCGUGGGGACGGUGGUCGAGGCGGUGCAGGCUGUGAUCAACAGCGAGCCGCCUGCGGUUAAUAAGUUGGUGCAUCUGGGCACUCCGGAGCUGGAGAAGAUCCGCUCUGGGCAGGCAUAGAAGGCGCAGCAGCUUGAAAAGGUGGUGGGAAACCCCCUGGUGAGGAGCAUGGAUUAGAUAGAUAUCUUGCAGACA